Messenger RNA from Vairimorpha ceranae, 564 nucleotides. Its product is annotated as monothiol glutaredoxin grx5. Bases 1 to 564 code for a protein of 187 amino acids. Lineage: Eukaryota; Fungi; Microsporidia; Nosematidae. The record is from RefSeq and is a predicted model, not a curated record. The transcript has a single exon.
AUGGAAUAUAACAAGAAAAAAAAUACUUUCGCAGAUAUAGAUUAUGACAAUAUUGUACUUUUCUAUGAGAACGAGAUUCCACCAGGAAUGGAACAAAAUAUACGUAUAAUCAAUUGCAGCAAACAAGAAUUAAGAAACGCAGUGGUAGCACGAUACAACCUUGAAACUCUUCCUGCAUUGUUAUUUUAUAAAAAAGUAAUUUACUUAAAAAAUGACAAUAUAAAAAAUUAUGUUGAAGAUAAACAGCUUUUAUUAGAAAGAGAAGUUAAAAGAAUUAUUAAUAGUUGUAAAAUUGUAUUGUUUAUAAAAGGAGAUUUGUUUGAUCCAUACUGCCACUUUAGUAAAGAGGUUAUACAAAUACUAAAAGACAAUAAUGUUAAUUUGGAUGAAAUAGUUUACUAUAAUGUACUUAAGAAUAAAGAAAUGGCAGAGAAGAUUAAGGAAGUGAAUAAAUGGCCAACUUUUCCUCAGUUAUUUGUUAACGGUAAAUUAAUAGGUGGUUGUGAUAUACUUAAAAAACUUAACGAAACAGAAGAGCUGACAAAGAUUUUAAAUAAACAGUAA